AUGCUCGUCGUAGGCCUGACCGGCGGGAUCGCCACCGGCAAAUCCACCGUCUCAAACCUCCUGCGGGAACACAGCCUCCCCGUCAUCGACGCCGACAUCCUCGCGCGGCAGGUCGUGCAGCCGGGCACGCCCGCGCUCGCGCAGAUCGUCGCGACGUUCGGCGCGGACGUGUUGCAGGCCGACGGCACGCUCGACCGCGCGAAGCUCGGCGCGAUCGUGUUCGCGGACGAGGCGCAGCGCCGCAGGCUCAACGCGAUCGUGCACCCCGCCGUGCGCCGCGCGAUGCUCUGGGGCGUGCUGCGCUGCUGGUGGCGCGGCGCGCGCAUCUGCGUGCUGGACGUGCCGCUGCUCAUCGAGGGCGGCCUGUGGAAGUUCGUCGGCGCGGUCGCCGUCGUGUACUGCUCGCCCGAGAUCCAGCUGCAGAGGCUGAUGGCGCGGGACGGGUCCGCGCGCGAGGACGCGCAGGCGCGGCUGAACGCGCAGCUGCCCAUCUCGGAGAAGGUGGAGUACGCCGAUUACGUGGUGGACAACUCGGGCUCGGUCCAGGACCUCAAGGGGCAGAUCGAGGGCUUCGUCGCGAAGCUGCGGCGGCGGGCGGGGUGGUCGUGGAGGCUCAGCUGGCUCUUUCCCCCGUGGGGUCUGUUGUCUGCUGCGUGGAUGCUUGGGUGGAGGUCGGUUGCGUGGUCGAGGAGGGGCAGUAACCGCAAGACGACGGGCCGGACAUAG
Molecule: messenger RNA, 726 nt
Organism: Postia placenta MAD-698-R-SB12
Lineage: Eukaryota; Fungi; Basidiomycota; Agaricomycetes; Polyporales; Adustoporiaceae
Exons: 3
Coding region: 1-726 (241 amino acids)
Biological process (GO): coenzyme A biosynthetic process
Molecular function (GO): ATP binding; dephospho-CoA kinase activity
Source: RefSeq, a predicted model, not a curated record